UGGGCUCAUCACAUUAUUACAAACUGAUAAAAGCUACUUUACUAGUUUAACUAGAAAAGAAAAAAAGACAACAAAACAAAACACAAAAGUCUCUCUCUCUCCCUCACAUGGCUCUUCUCUUAAACCGCGUUAGAUCGGCUUCAUCCUUCAUGCUAACAUUCUUCUUCAUCUUCGCCGGAAUAUCACUCUCCGAAGCCUUACGACCUUCUGAUCAUGGCCUACAGUAUCAAUCCACCUCACCACCGACUGAAUCUCACUCACCUCCCGGGGAAAUGAUGUCUUUCUUCGGAGAUUCACGCUCUUCUCCUCCUCCUUCUUCUCAGCUCCUUCCCAAAGCUACGGAUACAGACGGUGGCGAUGACGACACGUGGUGGCGUGACGGAGCUGCGACCAGACGCGAUCACGUGAUUAGGCACGUGUUUCUUGCGGCGAGUAUCAUCUGCGGUGUCUCUGGAGUUGCGCUUCUAGUGGUUUUCACUUUGGUUUACUUGUUUAGGUAUCGGAAUCAAAAUCCGUCGAACUUGGCCUGUAACGAUUUAAAGUAGAUACUAUUCCAUUUCAUGUUUAUACAUUGAUUGUUUCUAUUAUUAUUUUUGUUUCUAUAUGAAAUAGAGCAUUUUGCUUUAUUUCGACGACUUUUAUGACUUGUGGCGCUAGAAAUUUAGACAACUGUUACACACCCACAUU
This is a messenger RNA of Eruca vesicaria subsp. sativa (arugula), 687 nucleotides long. Lineage: Eukaryota; Viridiplantae; Streptophyta; Magnoliopsida; Brassicales; Brassicaceae. The record is from the annotation of a GenBank genome assembly.